AUGACUUCCGCCGACUUCGCUGCCGCUCAGAAGAGGGUCCUAGAGCGUCGCCAGCGUCUUGAGUUGGAAGCUCAGACCCGCCUUGUCGAACAACAGCGUGCAUCGCAUAUCAAUUCCGCGAGAUUACCAGAUCCUUUGAAUAGAUUGACACAGUCUGGGUUCUUAAUCUGGGACAAGGUCAAAGGCCGGGAUGGUACGAAACCUAUUUUCCGGGUUGGUCAGGUCGAUGCAGAAUUAUUAGACGAAGAAUUGCUCGGCUUGCUCAAAUGUCAAGUUGGAGAGGCAUUGAAAUAUUUCGGGUCCCAUGCUCGCGAGGAAUGGUCGAGCGAAAUCCAACUAGCGCUACGGGCUAUUCUUUUCAAACUCUCCAUUUGGGACCAUAACGCUUCAUACGGCGCAUCGCUGCAAGGUCUUCAAUACGUCGAUAGCCGAUCCACAUCCGCCGUCCCCAAACCACCUACGACAUGGCAGAAAUUGCUUCAUGGUCUGUUUACCGUUGGAGGGCGUUAUGCAUGGGAGAAAUGGGAAAGUUGGUUGAUUGAACAUGAAAAUGGCUACGAUGAGGUAUAA
Talaromyces stipitatus ATCC 10500 is the source of this 570-nucleotide messenger RNA. RefSeq names its product peroxisome biosynthesis protein (Peroxin-2), putative. The record is from RefSeq and is a predicted model, not a curated record. Bases 1 to 570 code for a protein of 189 amino acids. Gene Ontology annotation, molecular function: zinc ion binding. Gene Ontology annotation, cellular component: peroxisomal membrane. Gene Ontology annotation, biological process: protein import into peroxisome matrix. NCBI's taxonomy places the organism in Eukaryota, Fungi, Ascomycota, Eurotiomycetes, Eurotiales, Trichocomaceae. The transcript is spliced from 2 exons.